Cantharellus anzutake is the source of this 1169-nucleotide messenger RNA. Its product is annotated as CRAL-TRIO domain-containing protein. Bases 34 to 969 code for a protein of 311 amino acids. Lineage: Eukaryota; Fungi; Basidiomycota; Agaricomycetes; Cantharellales; Hydnaceae. Gene Ontology annotation, molecular function: phosphatidylinositol transfer activity. The record is from RefSeq and is a predicted model, not a curated record. The transcript is spliced from 7 exons.
CUUUUCCUUGAACUUCGACGUCCCUCAAGCAGAAUGGUUGAGACGUCUGUACCUAUCGAAACUCAAUUCAAGCUCGAAUCAAACCCUGUAGCAUUUUUGCCAGAAGCGCACCAAGCAACAUAUGAUGCGGUUGAAGCGCACUUCAAGACACCGGAAUUCUGCGUAACAUCUGCUGAGACUCCUUCCGCGCUAACUGAAGAGGAGAAAUUCUGGCUGACUAAAGAAUGCUUGCUAAGGUACCUCCGUGCCUCGAAAUGGAACCAAGCAACGGCUAUCAAGCGGCUCGAAAGUAGUCUCUCAUGGAGAAGAGACUAUGGCUUAUAUUCAUUCCUUAAUGCUGAACUGGUUGAACCAGAGGCUGUGACGGGCAAGAUGAUCACUUUCGGUUUUGACAACGAUGGAAGACCCGCUGUCUAUAUGCUUCCUAGUCGACAGAAUACGACGGAGAGCGAAAGACAGCUCCAAUUCUGCUUCUGGCUUAUGGAACGCUGUAUUGAUAUCAUGCCCCCCGGCGUCGAGACUUUUACUUAUCUCAUAGAUUUCUCUGAUAAGGGGACGAAUCCAAGCUUGGGUACUGCACGCAAGAUGUUGGAUAUCCUUCAGAACCAUUACCCUGAGCGCUUGGGCCGUGCGCUGAUCAUCAAUGUCCCUUUCCUAAUCAAUGCCUUCUUCAAACUCAUAAUGCCUUUCGUGGACUCGAACACCAGGGUAAAGAUUAAGUUUAACCCCGAAGUCAUCGAAGAAAAUAUUUUCUCAAAGGAAAUGGUCACCCACGCAUGGGGUGGAGAAGUCAAUUUCGUUUGGGAUCAUUCAAAGUACUGGCCGAAUUUAAUCCUAAUGGCAGAAGCUCACCGGAACGCCAACAUGGAGCGAUGGCGCACCCUGGGGGCCUGCGUCGGUGUUAGUGAAUGGGAAAUCAAGGGUGGAGAUGAGACUUUGACGACCAAAGAUGAUCAACCAUCUGCAUAGGCAGUUUGCACUAGCAUCGCGAUACUUUUCAACAUUCCAUGGCAGAGGAUAAAUAAAAUAGAGUUAGCCAUGAUGCAAUGAGCGAAUUCUACAGGAUUCCCGGAGAGGCUUCGCAAUUGAAGGAGUGUACAAAGAUCCUACAUGGUGCUGGAAAGGUCAUCUUCCGCCGAUCAGCCCAACAAACGGAGCAACGAAUGUAG